Molecule: messenger RNA, 1946 nt
Organism: Prorocentrum cordatum
Lineage: Eukaryota; Dinophyceae; Prorocentrales; Prorocentraceae
Source: the annotation of a GenBank genome assembly
AGCCUCUUUGGCUCAAACGCCCAACCCCCCUCUGCCAUGGACAUGUCGAUCGGCGCUAUUUUUCUGAUACAAUGGACGUGGCGUUCCCGCCCAUCCAGAUGUACCCGCAGAAGAACUCCCCUACGGACAAGGGUAGGUUCAGCUGCAUAUCCGAGCCCCUGGACAGGCUCGGCAUCCGCUUCGAGCAGCUGUGGGCCGCGUGCGAGGAGCUCCUGAAGAACCCGUGCCCCGAGCACGACCGCUGGCUCAUCAAUUCCCACACGGUCGAGUCGGAGGUUGGAACGCUUGGGGAAGUCGUGUUCGUGAUCCGUGUGACUAUGGACGGCGCACUGCUGAAGGCGAUCGGGAGGAACCCAGACGCCGACGGCCGCGACCAGCUGGUGUACCACCAGAGGGUCAGCUUCGACAAGGAGGGCCGGGGGCACGACUCCAAGUGCCCAGCGAUCACCAUGUGGGACAUGGGGGACAUCUGGAGCAUCCCCGAGCUGGCCCAGAAGCAGGGCCCGUGGAGCUCGGAGGACCUGCUGGACAGCGUCUGGGCCUGGCGCCAAGACGGGCGGCAGGCAACGGCCUACGUCACGUUCCACUCCGACGGGCGCGUGGGAUGGAACAAGAUCGACGAUAAGCAGGGCAAGUGGGAGCUCGAGGAUGGCACGACUCUCUACGUUACCGUGCAGUCUGAGGACCACGUCUUCGAGGUUGCGGGCGACGGGAAGAGGAUGACCAUCCUGGAGCCGAUGGGCAGGAAGACGCUGCUGACCCGGAUGGAGGGCAUGUACUACAAGAGCAAGAAGAGCUUCCGAUUCUUGGACAAGCCCCUGCGCAUAGAGAGCUGGCAGGAGGAGCGCACGGGCGUGCGGAGCGCCGGCGCCGACGUGGCCGCGGCGUGCCAGGUCGGCCUCGCCAGGCCCGCCAUCAACGCGGUCAUGGGCUCCUGGGGCUGGGAGGAGUUCGUCAAGCCCGGCUGCGCGGCGCGAGCCGCCAUGGAGGCGCUGGCGUUUGCCGGCGGCAGGUGGCGCUGGCUGCGCGACGAGGGCUGCCUCGCUCUGCUGCAGGCGGGCCUCGGCGGCUGCGACGCGAGCUCCUCGAGGUCGGGGCUGGCGCGGCACCUCGGCCUGCGCCGGCUGGCGGGCGUGCUGAGCUCCGAGCUGGUGGCCAUGUGGAGCAAGAGCUCCCAGUGGUACUUCAGGAUCAGGGCCGACAAGGCGCUGUGCAUGACCGCCACGACGAGCUUCUGGUGCGACCUCGUGGUCGGCGGCCCUGGGACCGUGCCCGGGCAGGGCGCGCGGGGCCUUAGCCCGCUCGGCACGUACUACCAGGAGGUCUGGCCGUGGAUGCUGCACGAGGGCGGCGUGCUGCCGAACGCCAGGUUCCUGGCGCUGGAUGGCCGCAUCUGCAGGGGAUCCGUGAAGUUUUCGUGGCGGGGUGGCGUGCUGGUCACCGAGAUGAGAGCCGACACCCCCACGGGUGAGCAGAUUCGCCAGAGGACGGAGAUGCAGCUCGCCAGCGCCGAGCUGCACAUGACCCUCGAAAAUGAGGUCACGGGCCAGAAGCUCACGAGGGUCUUCGGCAGGUACCCGGGCUACGUCAUAGACAACGAUACGGGGGAACCCGUGGAGCUCAUGACAUACGGGCCCAGCGAUUUCGUGUACCUGUGGCCCUCCAUGAGCAGGGAGUUGUCCACCGGGAGGAACUGGGUGUGGGCCUCUGGCGAGGACGUCGAGGAGGAGCAGGCCGUGUUCAGACUGGCGAACAGCCGGACGGUGCACGAGGGCGUGUCGCUGAGGGCGCGCCGCGACACUGCGCCCGACGGGAGGGGGCCGCCAUACCUCCGGCUGACGCGCGACCUCUUCGUCUGAAGCAGCGGCUGCCUGCGGGCAAGUCGCCGAGCUCGGCCGCGCCAGAGGGACCCUCCGCCCUCGGGCGGGCCCGGACCUCCCGCUCCC